Monoraphidium neglectum is the source of this 567-nucleotide messenger RNA. RefSeq names its product carbonic anhydrase. The transcript has 4 exons. Gene Ontology annotation, molecular function: carbonate dehydratase activity; zinc ion binding. Lineage: Eukaryota; Viridiplantae; Chlorophyta; Chlorophyceae; Sphaeropleales; Selenastraceae. The record is from RefSeq and is a predicted model, not a curated record. Bases 1 to 567 code for a protein of 188 amino acids.
AUGAGCCCGGGGGAGGUAUUUGUGCAGCGGAAUGUUGGCAACCAGGCUAUGCACACCGACAUGAACUGCAUGUCGUGCCUCGAGUACAGCAUCAAAUCCCUCAAGGUGAAGACCAUUAUCGUCUGCGGCCACUACAACUGCGGCGCAGUGCGCGCCGCGCUGGAGCUGCCGUCGCGCACCCCCGGGCUGGUCAACUGCUGGAUUAGCGACAUACGUGAGGCGCGCAGCCAGGCGUCGCGCGAGCUGGCGGGGCUCAGCCGCGAGGAGGCGCUGAGGCGGCUGUGCGAGCUCAACGUGAUGAGACAGGUGUUCCACGUGUGCACCAGCCCCGUGGUUCAGGAGGCCUGGGCGGUUGGGCAGGAGGUGCACGUGUGGGGCGUGAUAUACGAUGUAGCAGACGGCCUCGUGCACCGCCUGGCGGGGCCCAUGAACGCCAGCAGCGACAUCGACUCGCUGAGGUACGAGAUGACGGCUGUGAUCGGGGAUGACGCGAAGAGCAAGAAGCGGCCCAGGGAGGAGGGCCACCCUGUCCAGGAGCACGCAGUCGCGCCGGUCGAUGCGGCGUGA